CGUUGCUCUGGGAGGAGGCUGCCUGCUUCACCUUCAACCCCUCCAACCCUCCAACCUCCAACCCUCCAACAAACCAUCUUGAGCUCCCUCUUUUCCCUCUCCUCCCUCUCCUCCCUCUCUGUCGAUCCACCUUUUGAGAGAUUUGGUGCCAGCAACCACGUUGAACAUAACACAUCUCUUUGCGGGACCUUCAAAUAUUUACCGCCUUACGCCCAAUACCGACAUAGAAAGGGAGACCCUCCCGCUCUAUGGGCUCCUCGACCACUCGCCUCCCAGUAGUCGAUUUCCUCACUGUUCCACACAUAUUGAUCCUAUUUCUCUUGUAGUGUCUUCUUCUCCUGGUUUUCCUUCUUUUAUUCCGCUUCCAGAACCCCGGCCAUCGACAUGGCGUCGUCCACCCCCAAUCCGACGCCGCAGAUGGUGAUGCAGCUUCUAAACAAGUUGUCCGAGGCCGACCCCGACUACCGCUUCAUGGGCCUCAAUGACCUCAUCGCCAUCUUAGAGAGGGCUAAGCCCGACUUCCUACAUCACGAUUACAAUGUCGCCGCCCGCACUGUUGAUAGCGUCAUCAAGACCUUGGACGACCAGAAUGGCGAGGUCCAAAAUCUCGCCGUCAAGUGCCUCGGACCCCUCGUUAUCAAGCUCCCUCCGGCCGUCAUAGCCCCCAUGUUAGAAAAGCUCUCGUCCAUCAAGCUGAAGAACUCCAUCGAUGGUGCCGUCCCGUCCUUGGCUCUGCGCACCGCCAUCAUGUCCCUGGCCCGCCCUAUUCCGGGCGUCCCACCUUCUCGCGACACCCAGGAGGCUUAUUCCGCCGUCAGUCGUGUUUUGAUCCCACGACUGCUUGGCCCGGGCGACAAGAUCCAACCCCCGCCAUCCAAAGUCCCCUUGCCGCCCAUUCCAGAAGGCCUGCUGCAGAACGACAAGGACCUGAGCCCUGAGGCCGUCGACGUCCUCGUCGAGGUUGUCAGGUGCUUCGGCAUCAUGCUCUCCCCGCUCGAGGUCGAAGCCAUGCUGGAUUCUGUCAUGAACAUUCUCGAGAAGGACCGCGGCUCCUCCGCCGUCAAAAAGCGCGCCGUCGUUGCCGUCUCCAUCCUCGCUCCCCACCUAUCCGACAGUCUACUGGCCCAGCUCACGCAGGGCAUGGUGAACGGCCUCUCCAGACCAGACAUUCGUCCCGUAUCCCGCCGCCUCUACAUCUCCAUCCUGGGGUCCGUCGCCAGGUCCAUUCCCCACCGCUUCGGUCCCCACUUGCCCGCCCUGGCGCCUUUCGUCUUCCAGGCAUUGGGCGAGGCAGAGCUGGCGAAGCAUCUCGAAGAAGUUAGCGGCGGGGAAGAUCUGGGCUUCGAGUAUAACGACGUGAGGGAAGCGUCCCUCAUUGCCCUGGAAGCCUUCCUCUCUUCGUGCCCCACCGAAAUGGAACCGUUUACCGAUGAGACCAUCCAGGCCUGUCUCCGCUUCCUCAAGUACGACCCCAAUUUGGCCGUCGACGAGGAGGAGGACGAGGACAUGGAAGAUGACGAGGAGGAUGACGAAGACGAAGACGACGCGGUCGACUUUGGCGGCGAUUAUGACGACGACGACGACGACGACGACGACUCCAGCUGGAAAGUACGCCGCUGUGCGGCCAAGGCGCUUCGGACCUUGAUUUCGACCAGGGCCCACGGCGAACUCCUGUACAGCGGCAUUCUCUACUCCCGGGCCGGCCCUGCCCUGGUCAAAAAGUUCGACGAACGGGAAGAGAACGUGCGGCUCGAGGUCAUCAGCUGCCUGUCCCUCCUCGUGCGCAAAACGGGCGAAGAUCUCUAUCCCGGUUCCGUCGAUUGGAACCUGGAAGGCCAGGAGGACGACGUGUCCUACAAAUUGCCCAUCAGCAGAAAGCGCCGACGCCAAAGCAGCGUUGCCGAACCGGGCGCCAUUUCCCCCACGCUGGAAAGGGCCCCGGCUACGGGUCCUCGAGCCGACCUGGCCCGCUUGACCCCUGGCGUCAUAAAGGCGUCCUUGAAGCACUUGAAGACCAAGGCCAUCCCGACCAAACAGGCCAUCCUCAAUCUCCUCGACGACAUUGUCAAAGUGCAACGUGGCGGCUUGAAUGAUUACCUCAACGAUAUCGUUGGCCCCGUUAUAGAGUCUGUCAAGUCGGUCGACGCGUCCGGGUACGCGUCGUCCGUGACCGCGACCGGAGGCAACGCAUCCGCGACACCGAGCACCCUGCGCAUGACGGCGCUGCGUCUCGUCAGCAGCAUCGCCAAGACGCACCCGUGUAACAUCCUGCAGCCUCAUCUCCCCCAGAUUGUGGCUGCGGUUACGACCGCUGUGAACCACCGCUUCUACAAAAUCUCGUGCGAGGCGAUACGGACGGUGGAGGAGAUCGUGAAGAAUAUUACCCCGCCGCGGUCACGGCUCAAUACGCAAAAGUUUAGGGGCGAACUGCAGAAGCUUUUCGACACGGUGGUCGAGAGGACCACACAAACUCAGGCGGACGCCGAAGUUCGCCAGCGGUCGAUCCACGCGCUCGGCGUGCUCGUGGCCCGGACCAUCAGUGCCGAGGGCGGCGAGCUGAUAUCGGCCGAGAAGCGGAAGGUGGCAUUGGAUCUCUUGCUGGACCGCAUCAGAAACGAGACGACCCGGCUUGCCGCCGUACGAGCGGUCGACAACGUGGCCUUGUUCUGCACGAGCGCCGAUCAGCUGGAGAGCGAGUGGAUCCGGCCCAUCGCUUUGGAGCUCGCCACGCAGCUUCGGAAGUUCGACAGGGGCAUCCGGACGUCUAGCGUCCAGGCGCUGAAGCAUCUGCUGGCUUCUCCUGCGGCCAAGGGCAAGCUUGAUCCGGAUACGAUCCGGGCCGCCGUGUUGGCGAUAGAUACGCUGAUCAGCAACCAAGACACACACUCGCUGGGGUCGGCUCUGCUCAUCCUGGCCUAUCUGGUGGAAGAGGAUGCCGACCUGGUGGUGACGCCCAAGAUGGUCAACGCGGUGUGCGAGCUCUUGAAGUCGACGUACGCCGGCAUCCUCCUUGACCAGCUGCUCACGCUCGUGGCCAAAGUCGGCGAGAGCGGCGCGGGUCAGCCGUUGAUGGCAGGGCUGCUCCAGUCGGUGAGCAUCGAAGGAGACCCCUCCGUGGUUGGCAAGGUCAUCGGCGCACUCCUCGUGAGCAGCGGCGGCUCGGCCGGCGUCACCAUCGACAGCUUCGUUGCGGAGCUGCGGACCAGCGCUCAGAAGAGAGACGAUGCCCGGGCCAUCUUGUCGCUGGCUGUGUUGGGAGAGGCGGGACUGCGGCUGGGCGAGUCGUCGCCACUGGGGCCCGACCUCUUCCUGAGCCAGUUCCACUCGGAGCCGGACAAGGUGUCGAUCGCGGCGGCGGUGGCCCUUGGGCGGGCCGGGUUGGGCAACGUGUCCCGGUACCUGCCGGUCAUUCUCGGGACGAUGGAGAAAGGGGGCAACACGCAGUACUUGGCCAUCCAGUCCAUCAAGGAGAUCCUGCAGCACAUGUCGGGGCAUUCGGUCGACAUGUCGCAGUUUGCGGGGCCUCUCUGGAGACAACUCCUGACGGCUUCGACCAACCCGGAGAAUACGGUAGCGUGCGCCGAGUGCGUGGGGAGGCUUGUGAUUGUCGACCCGAAGACGUAUAUGCCCGAGUUGAAGUCCCUGCUGAAGCACAGUGACCCUGCCAUCCGCGGCAUGGCGGUGCAGGCGGUCAGAUACACGCUCCCCGAUAGCGACGACGGGUUCGAUGCGAUGCUCAGGGACGCCCUUCUCGAGAUGCUGUUGACGAUGCUGACGGACUCGGAGAUGGACAACCGACGGCUGGCCAUGUCUACGCUCAACUCGGCCGCACACAACAAGGCGGAUCUGAUCCUGCCUCAUCUCAACCAACUCAUGCCCAUCGUCCUGGCCGAGUCUAAGGUUAAGCCAGAGCUGGUCCGGGAGGUGCAGAUGGGACCGUUCAAGCACAAGGUGGAUGAUGGGUUGGAAGUGCGCAAGCUCAAGCUCAAGAAUGCUGACUUUACAUCCAACACACAGAGCGCCUACGAAAUGUUGUACGCUCUUAUGGACACGGCAUACUCGCGCAUCAACAAGAUGGAACUGUUCGACCGGGUGAUCGCCGGACUUAGGGACGACAACGACAUCCGGUCGCUGUGCAACCUGAUGCUGUCGAAGCUGGUGAAGAUCGACCCAGACGAGACGACUCGGCGGCUCAACGGCAUCGCGGAGGCGUUCCGGGGGGUCUUGUCGACCAAACUCAAGGAAGGUUCGGUCAAGCAGGAGGUGGAGAAGCAGGAGGAGGCGAACCGGAGCGUGCUACGGGUGUCGCUGAUGCUGGCGGAUAGGGUGGCGAACAGCAAGUCGGGCAGCGGGGUCCAGGCGGGACACAGCAACCAGGGGCGGCAGGACUGGGAUGCGUACUGGGAGUGGGCGAUGAAGGAUUACCAACCGAUGCUCAAGAGGCUUCGGGAAGAGAACGAGGUGAACCGAAGAGACGGCGCUUAG
This is a messenger RNA of Sodiomyces alkalinus F11, 4485 nucleotides long. Its product is annotated as TATA-binding protein interacting. The record is from RefSeq and is a predicted model, not a curated record. Gene Ontology annotation, cellular component: nucleus. Lineage: Eukaryota; Fungi; Ascomycota; Sordariomycetes; Glomerellales; Plectosphaerellaceae. Gene Ontology annotation, biological process: SCF complex assembly; protein ubiquitination. The coding region runs from base 385 to 4485 and encodes 1366 amino acids. The transcript is spliced from 4 exons.